Plectropomus leopardus (leopard coralgrouper) is the source of this 296-nucleotide messenger RNA. The record is from RefSeq and is a predicted model, not a curated record. Lineage: Eukaryota; Metazoa; Chordata; Actinopteri; Perciformes; Serranidae.
AGUGAAGCAGCAGAGUGUUGUGUUUACUGGCCCACUAAAGACCAGCCAAUGAGCUUCGAGGGUUUCACUGUGUCAUAUUCGGGGGAGGAGCAUGUGUGUCUGUCCAAUGAAGAGAGACUUCUGGUGCAGGACUUUACUUUGAACUCACCACAGAACAAUUAUGUGCUGGAGGUGCGUCAGUUCAGCGCCCCCUGCUGGCCCAACCCAGAUAGUCCCAUCAGGAACAGUUUCGAUCUGGUCAGCACAGUCAGAGAGCACAGCCGACACUCAGACUGUCCUACAGUUGUACACGACCC